AAACAUUUAAAAUGGAAACAACGUACAUAUUGUAGAACACGUCCAAUAUUCUAAUGACAAAAGCCAAAUAAAUUAACCACCCAAUAAAUUAAUAAAUAAAUGAAGGCAGUGAUUCAAUCAAGCAUGCCAAUAUGGCUGUUUGAAAUUAAAAAUAGCACAGAUAAGGAUUUAUUUGUUUAAACAAUUGGUCACGCAUGAUUGCAUUUUCCCCAUUCUCUAAAUCUUCACACACACAACGCAUUGUUUUGUAAUAUAAUCAGUGCACGCAUAAUAAAAAUGAGCAAGUGAAGGCGCGUGUCUGCGCAGCCCGAGCGCCGGAUUGAUCCUCUUCAAACACGCGUUGCAAAGCGGAAGCGACUGACCGAAACAGACGGAGGAGCUUUAGAUUUUAACUCAUUAAUAAUCCAAACAAAGACGCAAGUUUGUCGCCGUCUUGGAGCUUCACAAAAUAACGCGGACGCUUGGGUCACACCGUCUGCGGCAAUGAAGGUCUACGUGGGAUACAUCUUUACGCGACCGGCCAACGUCAGCGGUUUCGAUUUUCAAACGUAAACAUCCGCCGAGCAGUUUCCCGUCCAUGUGUAAGCAGCCACUACACUAUGCUACCCAUGUUUAGGCUGGUGUUUCGGUCCAAAACAGAGGACAUGCCAUUCCCGGCUAAUGGUCAGUUGUAAUACGACUUGCCUUGAUUUUAUUUUAACACCAAGUGGUCUGCCAAGCCGUCGGCGUUUGUAAAGCUUCGAAUGGGUUAGCACGCGAGCUAACCUGGCUGCGAGAGCUGUUUGUUUGUGUAACUACAGACUCAAUUAUGUCGUUUGACAGCACAAAUAACACGCCAGAUAACAUAUAGUCCAUUUCGAGAAACAAAGGCGACAGUUUUACGAGCGGACAUCCUUAUUAUGGGUCUACUGAACUUUGUUUUUAGUUCAAUUGGAAAAUGCAUAGAUGUCGUUUGCCUCCUCCUGGAUUUAAACUUCGUGAUCGUCAGCUCAGUAAUUCAUCUGUUGGUGGCAGUGAUCUCCUUUGUCAAUAGUCUGCCCAUGCUACUCACAAAUUCAGUGUCGGAGUGCUGGAAUCUCACUCUGCUUUGCAUCAUUACCAUGAGGGACGGAGUGACCGUCGUGACCCAUAACAUGGUCGGAGGCUGGAUGCAGCUGCUGGGAGGCGUCCUGGAAAGCUUUAAGAUGAUCGGAUACCUGUCCUCGCAUCUACUUCUCCGCACCAAAGAGCUUCUCCACCGCGGACUGUUGUCAGGACAUGGCUUGCUGCGACAGGCCUGGGAGGGCUGUGGAAUAGUUUUCAGCUUGCUGCUGUAUUUCAUCAACACGAUCAUCAACCUGCUGCUCAUAGGCACCCAGAAUUUGUACUCCGUGGUGGUCAGCACGGUGGAAGCGGUGUCCAGCCCUUUGCAGAAAGCUCUUGAGCUGACUUUGACGGUGCUGACGUUUCUUUACAGCAGUCUUGUCGGCACCUCCAUCCUGCUGUGGACGCCGUGCAGACUGGCCAUGGAGUUUUUGGGAUCCGUGUGCCAUGUGUUUGUGAGCAUUUUCCUGCUCAACUCGUACGGGCUGCUGCUCACGUUGAUCAUAAUCGCGAGCGCCACGGUGUAUCUAAACCCUGCACUCCCGCGUCUUGCAUCCGCGCGCGCGAUCAACUACAUCAACGCUGUUCCCAUCCUGCAGCGCCUCCGGAGGGCUCUACGCCGCCUCUGUGUGCUGGAGAGGAACGUGUGGCGGCGGUUGGCCUGGCAUCGCAGCCAGAUAAUGGUUCCUGCGAGGAUGGAAGUGGAAGAGAGGGACGCUAGACAGCCCGAUCCCAACCCUGAGCCUCGAGUUGAUCUGAAUGUGCCAGAAAACGCACCUGAGGAUGCCAACCAAGUGGAUGACCCAGUAAACCCGCCGCAUCCCAGUUCCAGCACUCGCAGGCCACUCCGGAAGUUUCCUUCGGAGGACAGUUGCAAAGGCCCUCCGGCUGACAACCUGCUGACUCUUCUGCAGGAGCAAGAGGAGAGGAAGAAGUGCGUGAUCUGUCAGGACAGCACCAAGACCGUCGUGCUCCUGCCGUGCCGGCACUUGUGCUUGUGCAGAGACUGCACCAACAUUUUGCUCAGCCAGCCUUUCUACCAACACAACUGCCCCCUGUGCCGCCACAUGAUCCUUCAGACCAUGGACGUGUAUCUCUGAGGGAAGCGUUUACGGAUGUGUUUCUGUCGUCCUCAGGUUUUUUGAGCAGCACUGUUCUCGAAAUGUGGGAAACCACUUGUUCCUUUUUUGCAGACGUUGUUCAUUCCACUACUGUUGCUUGUAUAUAGAUUUAAAUCACAACCUUUUAUAAAUCGUGGUGGCGAGGCUGAUGACCGUGACCCUGCUUUCUUAUGGUUUUAUAUUCAUUGUCACUUUUUUCAUCUGCUUGUAGAAGCAACACUAUUUUUCUCAUACAGCAAUAUCACAUGAAUGUAAGCUUUGUAUUAUAAAACAUUAAAACGGGGUGUUAAUUGUGAAGGUUAGAGAUUUCUAAUUGUCAAGUGUUUAUGGGGAACAUUUGUAUGCUACAAUACUAACAUUGAGCCUUAUCGUAUGAAUUGUUGUCUACUUGAUUGAUUUUUUUUGUAGCCUGACUGUAAAAGGUUUCAUGGGAACCUUUGAAAACUUGCGAUAAUCUACAAGUAAUUCACAUGUCUUCCGUCCAGCAGUUAGUGUCUUGUAAAGACAAACUAUUCCAAAAGAGUCCUUGAUACUUCUUUCUCCGUUAAAAGAGAAGAGAAAUAUGCACAGAUUAAGCAACGUUUAGAAGCAGAAACAGUCCAGAAAAUUUCUAAACAAAUAUAUUUGAUGCAUGGGAUGGACUUUUUAACUGGAGGAAAUGUAAAUAUUGCCAGAAAUUGAAUAGUUUAGCUCACGUUUAUUAGAAACAUGCAGAUUAAUUGUUAAUUGAUGGAUUGAAGUCUUGUGAAUUACUGUGAUGUUGAUGAGGAAUAUUUGUAUACUACAAUUAAUGUUGGGCCUUAGUAUGUUUUGUUGUCUACUGUAAAGGUUUUCAUUGGAGCAUCUACAACAUCAUAUUAUUUUUUUGUGUGAAUAUUUAGUUCUGCUUUACAUACGUUGUAAUCAUUCCACCAAAGCUGUUUUGCACUCUUUUUAAAUGCAAGUGUCACUACAGUAUUUUCAGAAGCCAUUCUACAAUCUCAUUCAUGCUGUUUUUGUCAUUUAUUAUUGAACAGCAUUAGGGCUCUCUCACCGCUCAAGUGGUAUUGAUUAACGCAUUUCAAAAUCGAAAUUUUGAGCUUGUUUUUUUUGUUUUGAGAGACAGUAAUUCAAUUCAGUUACCGGUAAAAACAGAGGCAGAGAGGCUUUUAGCUCAGCUUUGAGCAGGGGAUGAUGUUAGAAAUGACUAUUCGAGAAACAAGGUAGCACUGCCUUUUCUGGUUUAUCUCAUUUAUUUGGUCUUACACGAUGCUUCAAAACCCAUUCAGAAAGGCACAAUGCGCAAAGACAAUCAGGUGCAUUUGCAAGGCAUGCAAGCUGUUGUCCUUCUUUAAAACAUUUAAAAAAUGGCUCCCGAAUUAUUUCGGCAUCUCUCAAUUUUGCACAAUGCAGCUGACAAGCAUGGUUUGUCAUUGUAAUUUUAAGGUUUUCAAACAAGCUGUGAUUUCAUUCCAUAUCAAGCCCCAAGCCUUUUGUAUUCUUGUACAGCAGAUAUUUGUUUUCUAUGAAGGUCUCCAGUGAUGAUGUUUGUGGGUAGAGCGGAUGGCUGUCUCUCCAGAGGCCUGGAUAAUAUCAAAACCACAUUCACUGACUAUCCAACUGAACAAUAAACAGUAUUUGACUGUG
Messenger RNA from Puntigrus tetrazona (Sumatra barb), 3830 nucleotides. It is a transcript of the gene rnf26, whose product is annotated as ring finger protein 26. NCBI's taxonomy places the organism in Eukaryota, Metazoa, Chordata, Actinopteri, Cypriniformes, Cyprinidae. The record is from RefSeq and is a predicted model, not a curated record. The coding region runs from base 900 to 2183 and encodes 427 amino acids. Gene Ontology annotation, biological process: ubiquitin-dependent protein catabolic process; protein ubiquitination. Gene Ontology annotation, molecular function: ubiquitin protein ligase activity. The transcript has a single exon.